CACUGAUCAGUGGUGCAUCAUGGACAUUCCACCCACCGAACACGUCUUGCGCGCCCACCACGUCGGCCUACUGACACUUUUCUCACUUACGUUCAAAGAGUUCGAGGGAAAGCUACCGCCUGCCUUUCUGCUGCACAUAUACCGGCUUCUGUUGAACGAGGUUUCCGAGGUGGCCCCGCCGAAGUCGUUCACCGAGCUUCAGAUGGACCUUCUUUCAGCGAGCAAGGCGGAGCUCCAGAUCUCUCGCCGCUUGAUAGCGGGUUUCGAUGCUUGGAGGGAUGGUUUAGCAACGGCUGAGCGGCUGGCUCAGUUUCUCUCCGCAUUGCCGAAUCUGUUUCAAGAGAAGGUUGAGGGCGAAGAGGAAAUUCCACCUACCUUGCAACGACGCUCAAUCUUCGGUUACUUCUGUCGGCGGUGCCAUGCAAGCUACCUGAAGCUUACGUUCUACGGCGUGGGGAAGCUUCAGAAGGACUAUCAAUCGUGGUGUCGGGGAGCGGAUCCGGUCGAGAUCAAGUUUCCAGCUGCCAAGGAUCAGUUGCAGAGCCACAUCUAUAACUACAGAACGAUGGCGGACAAAGUAGUCUGGGCACGACCUGACUCCUACGACACUUUCAACAAAGCGAUGGCCACAGGGAAUGAGAGUGUAGCUGUCGAAAAUCUCCGUCGGUUCUUCGAGCAACAUUUCCACGAAAACAAUGAUUCUGGUUUUCGGCAGCAUGCGUUGCUGCAUCUCGUGCGAAUGCAUUAUGUGCGCCAGGAAUAUGUUGCUGCUCGCAAGUUACUGCACGAAGCAAUUGCAAUCGCCCGACUGAACAACGACAGGGUAACCUUGCAGCACUGCACAAGUCUACUACAUCGCCUGCCACCCACAAUUCCGCGUAAGCGGCCGACCCUGAAUGAAACACAACCAGACUUGCAUCCCAUGGAGAUUCUGUACGACGUUUCAAAGCUGAUGGACGAGGAGAAUGGGCAGCCUCUGAGCGCAUCGUUUGCGAGAAUAGUGGAGGGGGUCGGGUUGUAUGACCACUGGUUUGACACACAACCUAUUCCACCGGCUGACACCGAACAAUGGGCUCAGCAUGCUGUGCAGUCUGUUCUCUGGACCGCAGCUGGCUGUCCCGGUCUUGCUGCGUUGGAGGAAGAUCUCGUCAUCGCUUUCACGGACGAAGGCGGCAGUGAUAAUAACCGGACGACUGUGAUGCUAAACAAGCUGUACCGGCAUGCCAGGUCUGGGUACUACGAUCAGGCUUUGUCAGCCUUGCUACAUCCCAGCAUGUGGCGCGGCCUCUCCCUCAUAGAUUAUGGACUAUGGGCUCAGGAAAUAUGGCAUAUCCUUGUUUUGAGAGCGACCCGGCGAGGACAAGAUCGCGCUUACCGAGAGAUCCUUUUACCGAGAAGACCUCCUGGGGAAUACAAGCCCAGGACGUACACGCUUGUCCCUGCGGGCCCCAAGCUUUCCAAAAUACAGCAGCCUCUCUGGGAGGUCAUCCAGAUGAAGCAAUGCGAUCAAGCUACGAGCACCAUGGAUGAUCUGCUGACGGCGCUAUGGCACUCUGAAUUUCUGGGUCGGCUCAGUUCAUACAGGACAGGGAUUAUUCUGUUGGCGGACGUGUCUCUCGAAUUUGGCAUGUCUCAAAGGUCAUGCAACAUACUACAAGACAUCAUGCCCCAAUUGAUCGCAGGGUUCGAUACAGAAUUACGAGCACUGGCAUGUUUUACAUUGGCUCGUUGCACGAUUGUGGCCGGGGAGACUUCCGCGGAGUCGCUCGAACAGGCUGUCAGAUACCUCACGAUUGCCGAGACUGAUUUCCUCAGCCUAGAGAUGUUUAGCGCGGCCAUGGACGUGCAAUACUUCCUUUCGGUCGUUUACCACAACUUGGAGCAAGACGCAGAUUGUGAUGCGGCAGCUAGGCGGCAUUUCGCGUCUCAGGAGUCAUUGAAGAGUCUGGAAAUCACGCAAGAUGGAUACAUACCAGUGUUGGAGAUUGUACGAGUGGUCGGUGCGGCUUUAGCCAGUCGUCAUGUUCCGGUAUCGUAGUCACGUGGACGUGUGUGUUGUGCUUCGUUGAAGAUUCCGCAUUCAGAACUCG
Mycena citricolor is the source of this 2090-nucleotide messenger RNA. NCBI's taxonomy places the organism in Eukaryota, Fungi, Basidiomycota, Agaricomycetes, Agaricales, Mycenaceae. The record is from the annotation of a GenBank genome assembly.